Molecule: messenger RNA, 1056 nt
Organism: Fusarium odoratissimum NRRL 54006
Lineage: Eukaryota; Fungi; Ascomycota; Sordariomycetes; Hypocreales; Nectriaceae
Exons: 2
Coding region: 1-1056 (351 amino acids)
Source: RefSeq, a predicted model, not a curated record
AUGGCUAUUCAGUUAUAUCCCUUCCAAAGUGCAUCUUCACAGAUGCCUGCACUUACCCUAUCCCCUGGCCAACUUUUCAUUCAAUCCCAACUUUGCACCAAACCACAGUAUCCACCCAAGGAUCUCGAACUCACCGGCCGAACAGCCAUUAUCACUGGAGCAAAUAACGGCAUUGGUUUCGCAUGUACCAAACUCCUCCUUCAACAUAAGUUGAGCCAUCUUAUCAUCGCGGUUCGUUCUGAAGAGAAGGGCAGCGCUGCUGCUGAGCAACUCCGUCGCACGUUACCUUCCAGCAGUCCUCAGAUUGAUGUCUGGAAGCUUGAUAUGGCAAGUUAUAGCUCUAUUGAAGACUUUGCAAAGCGUUGCGAGACUCUACCAAGGAUAGACUUUGUCUUUCUCAACGCUGGUAUGGGCGGUACAACCUUUAACCUGAAUAAGGCCACGGGCCAUGAAGAGACUAUGCAGGUUAACUUCUUGUCUACCAUGUACCUUUCUGUUCUUCUCUUGCCGGUACUCACGAGCAAGGCUCCAGCCCCGAAGCCAAGCCGUCUCACAAUUGUCAGCUCUGGAACGGCCAUGCACUGCGAAUUGCCCGAAGCCAAGGCAGACCAUAUCAUAUCUGCUCUUGAUUUAGAAGCCAACUUUGAUGGCAUGGGGCACUAUGCCAAGUCCAAGCUCCUCGGUCAACUCUUCAUCGACAGACUAUCUCAACUCGUUGACCCAAGCGAUGUUGUCAUCAACCUUGUUGACCCAGGCUUGACCAAGGGCACAGGACUGAUGGAUAAAAGCUCUGGUCUCAUGAAGAUCGUUAUGGCCAUGGGAACUAGGGUAGUCGGCCGUACACAGGAGCAGGCUGCCUCAGCCUACGUUGAUGCAGCGAUUGUCAAGGGAGAGGAAUCACAUGGGUCGUAUAUCAUGGACUGGAAGAUCUGCCCAUUCGGCUCAUACUACUACUCUGAAGAGGGCAAGAGUGUUCAGGAUAGAAUAUGGAUGGAGGUGAUGGAUGAAUUCGCGUUUGGUCGUAUAGAAGAGAUUAUAGGUUCUUUAACGAGAUAG